Saccostrea echinata is the source of this 1621-nucleotide messenger RNA. Its product is annotated as heat shock 70 kDa protein 12A-like. Lineage: Eukaryota; Metazoa; Mollusca; Bivalvia; Ostreida; Ostreidae. The record is from RefSeq and is a predicted model, not a curated record. The coding region runs from base 1 to 1467 and encodes 488 amino acids. The transcript has 5 exons.
AUGUCUGAGAUAGAAAUUAUCAUUGCCAUUAAAUUUGGAACAAACUACAGCACAAACGCCUACAUGAUCAAUGAUGGCCGAACUGAAGACCCCAAAUUGUUCACUGUCCCGUUCCAGAAACACGCUACUAGUUCAAUGUCGCUGAUCACACCUACAGUAGCUCUUUUUACGGAAAACGGUGUAUUCCAGUCUUACGGAUUUGAUGCUGAAUAUCAGAAUCUGCAACAAGGCGAUAAAAACAAGUACUUGCUUUUUCGAGACUUUGUUUGGGAUCUCUUCUGUGUUAACGACGAGGUUCCCAAAAACUUAAAGGCAGUAAACGAAAAAGAGAUGAAGUCAAUUGAUGUUAUGUCAGCAGUUUUAUCAUACAUGGAUGGUCACGUGAAAGUGAUGGCAGGAAAACACUCCAUAGACGUUUCUACAAAGUAUGUUUUAACGGUGCCAACUUGUUCAUGUAACGAUUCAAGAGGGUUUAUGCUGGAAGCUGCAGAACACGCAGGCUUUCCCUCUGAUAAAAUUACUAUUGUUGAGGAGGCUGCGGCCGCACUCUACUUCUGCAUACAAAACCCAGUACUUACAGGACUCCCAAGACCAACAGCAAACCAAGACAAAGCAUACGUGUUUGUAGAGUGUGAAGAUGACAAUACAAACAUUUCGGUUUUAAAGUGCCCAAGCGAGGAGAGUAUCAAUAUAAUUUACAGAGAUAACGCAGAGAUUUGGGCAACUUGUCAAGUGCAAAAAGACUUUGAAGAACUGUUCGCUUUAAUAGUCAGUGAGUCAUUUUUGAAUUAUUUUCUGCAAAAAUAUCCGAUGGAGUACUAUGAUAUCAUUCAGGAGCUAAAGAAGAAAAUCAACAGCACUCCAUCCGAUACCCAAAGAGUGACAAUGAAAAUGCCAGCUUUUCUGAUGGAAAAAUUUCGAAAAAAGACCGGGAAAAGCAUUGAAAAAGCUGUUCGAAAGACAAUUCUAGAAAACAACAUUGAAUUUAAAUUAGACAAAUGUAAAAUUUCACCUGAUGUCUUCCAAAGCCUGUUUUCUGACGCUGGGAAGCACAUUGUUGAAUAUAUGGAGAAGGAAUUACUUACAAAGUAUCCAGAUGUAGAUUAUCUAAUUCUUAUUGGAGAGUUUGCGCAAUCACCGAUUCUACAGAAUAUCAUCAAGGAAUCUUUUCCCUCCAAAACUAUUUUGAUCCCUCCCGAAGCAGGCUUGGCUGCAGUUAAAGGAGCUGUUCUUUUUGGACAAAAGCAUGUUUAUUUAGAAACCGUGCAAUGUCCACGAAGAAGUAGAACCCCAGAUCCUGAGGACACAGGGCAACUGGAGGAAGUUGUUCAAAGUCCAAGAUCUUACAGAGCAGGAAAGAAUGACGUUACAAACUUAUCUGCCACAAAUGAGUUGUUUUCAGACUUACAAAGAGUUGUGCCUCCCUCUGAGAAAAGAAAUAGAAGCCGUUUGUGUGUCAUUCAGUGAUAAUAAAAAAGACAUACGAGAGCGACCCAUGGAAAAUGCUCCUCGCUAGACAAACAAGAGUUUAAAAAAUCCGCCAUUAGUAUAAUUUUCUUCUGUAUUCUAGUAUAUCAGUUAUAUUUAUACAUGUCACUGCGACAAAAUUAUAUGAGAUAUA